UACAGCCGUUGCCACCACACUACAAGAGAAAACCCUAGUUUUCCAAUCAGUGUCUCUGGUUUAUGUAACACACUUAACACAGUCGUUUUCUGGCACCUUGAUCUCAGACGCCGAUCAGCCGAUAAGCCCCAUAUCUCCAAUUGCAAUAAGAGAUGGGUGAAGAAGCCAAAGUAGUGAUCCCGGAGUCAGUAUUGAAGAAGCAGAAGAGGAACGAGGAAUGGGCUCUUGCAAAGAAGCUGGAGCUUGAAGUUACAAAGAAGAAGAAUGCUGAGAACAGGAAGCUCAUAUUCAGUCGGGCCAAGCUUUAUGCAAAGGAGUAUGAAGAGCAGGAAAAGGAGCUAAUUCAAUUGAAGCAUGAAGCGAAGUUGAAAGGAGGCUUCUAUGUUGACCCUGAAGCUAAGCUUCUCUUUAUUGUUCGCAUUCGUGGUAUCAAUGCCAUGCAUCCAAAGACAAGGAAGAUCUUGCAGCUGUUGCGUUUGAGACAGAUAUUCAAUGGAGUGUUUCUUAAAGUUAAUAAAGCAACAGUGAACAUGCUUCACAGGGUUGAACCUUUCGUAACUUACGGAUAUCCAAAUUUGAAGAGUGUUAGGGAAUUGAUUUAUAAGAGGGGAUAUGGUAAGCUGAACAAGCAGAGAAUUGCAUUGACUGAUAACUCAAUCGUUGAGCAGGCUCUGGGCAAGUAUGGAAUUAUCUGCAUGGAAGACCUGAUCCAUGAGAUUAUCACAGUUGGACCUCACUUUAAGGAGGCUAACAACUUCCUAUGGCCAUUUAAGCUGAAGGCACCUUUGGGUGGUUUGAAGAAGAAGAGGAACCACUAUGUUGAAGGAGGUGAUGCUGGUAACAGGGAGAAUUUCAUCAAUGAGCUCCUCAGAAGAAUGAAUUAGGUUUGCACGAUUAACCGUAGAUUCUCCCAUUAAAGAACUUAUUUCAUUUUUGAUAUAGGACUUCAAUUUCAAAAACCUGGUUGCUUUUUAGAAUUUUAUAAUGUAUUUUUAAAUGGUAAUAUUUGUAAUUGCAGUUUAGUUUUUGGUAGUGUUCAAGUUUUAUGAUUA
Messenger RNA from Pistacia vera, 1052 nucleotides. RefSeq names its product 60S ribosomal protein L7-2-like. Gene Ontology annotation, cellular component: cytosolic large ribosomal subunit. The transcript is spliced from 7 exons. The coding region runs from base 153 to 884 and encodes 243 amino acids. Gene Ontology annotation, molecular function: RNA binding; structural constituent of ribosome. Gene Ontology annotation, biological process: maturation of LSU-rRNA from tricistronic rRNA transcript (SSU-rRNA, 5.8S rRNA, LSU-rRNA). The record is from RefSeq and is a predicted model, not a curated record. NCBI's taxonomy places the organism in Eukaryota, Viridiplantae, Streptophyta, Magnoliopsida, Sapindales, Anacardiaceae.